CAAUCAAAAUUUUUCUUACAGAAGGGUUUACUGAAUCGAAUGUCACAUUUACGAAAGAGUCAGAAAACAUUUACUUAUAUAACGAUUUUAUAAAGAAAUACAGAGCUAAAGAGUGUUUCGAAAGCAAAGAUGUUUGCAGCAAGUACUUGUCAACCUCAGGUUGCUGUGGCUGUCAAUCAUUUAUCAACUAUUGUUCAGUCAAUAAGGAAUGGAAGUUAUAGUGUUGUUAUACCUAGAGGGAGGAGGAGUCAGAGAGCAGUGUCAAGGCAACCAAGGUCAGAAGUCACUGAAGGGUCGCACAAUGAGGUUAAGUCAAAAGAAGUUGACUCAGAAGUUAAAGAACUUGACAUGGAAUCAUGCUGGGAUAUCCUCAUGAAAGAAGACAGUUUAAAAAAAUUGUCUGUUUAUUUUGGUGUUCCAGAAGAAAACCAUUGGAAGUCAAAUUAUGUAUCAGCUUCAACAUUUUUUGAAAACAAAAACGGGUUUCAUGAACACUUGUUAAGUAUCCCAACAUCGGCUGGAUUUUGUUCAAUUCUUAGACCAGAUGUUGUUAGGUUAUUGAGUCAAAACCUCUCACUAGCACAUACAGUAGAACAAAGACGUAUGUAUCGUAAAGAGACAAGAAAAACAGGGCUUGGUACUGCCAGCUUUGAAUUGGAUAAAAAACCAAAAAUUGGGGAUGACUUUGUCAACAACUUACAUGAAGGUGCGUCUAAGGAAGUGAAGGAUAAAAUAAACAUGGCUUACAUAGCAGGCUUAAUAAGCAAUGCGGACAAAGGUUCUGCGUUAAAGAACAAAAGCACAAAGGAAAAAAGCUCGUUAUUUCUGAAAUACUUCUUGUAUGCUCUUCUGGCAUAUUUCUUGUACAGGCAGUUGUCAGAUAUGACUGUAGGACCUGGUAAUGGUGGAUUCCCAAUGGUAACUCCUGGAAGAUUUGAGGUGAAUCCAGAAGAAGUAAAAGUGAAGUUUUCUGAUGUGAAAGGUUGUGAUGAGGCAAAAGAAGAAUUGGCUGAUAUUGUAGAAUUCUUAAAAAAUGGAGAAAAAUUCAAUGCCAUUGGGGCUAAACUACCAAAAGGUGUACUAUUGGUAGGUUCACCAGGUGUGGGAAAAACUCUUCUGGCAAAGGCUGUUGCAGGUGAAGCAGGUGUCCAUUAUUUCCACGCAUCAGGCUCGGAGUUUGAUGAGAUGUUUGUUGGGAGUGGAUCAAGAAAAGUCAGACAGUUAUUUGCUGCAGCAAAGUUGAGGGCACCAAGUGUGAUAUUUAUAGAUGAGAUAGACAGUGUAGGAGCAAAAAGAACAAGUUCACAAAUACAUCCUUACGCUAAUCAAACUGUCAAUCAGUUACUCUCUGAAAUGGAUGGGUUCACAGGAUCUCAGGGGGUGAUUGUUAUUGGUGCCACAAAUAAAAGGGACAAUCUAGAUCAUGCUCUAUUGAGACCAGGCAGAUUUGACAUGGAGGUAAAUGUGUUACCCCCAGAUGCUAAAGGGAGAGAAGAUAUUUUCAGAUUGUAUUUGUCAAAGGUUCAUGCCAGCAAAGAUUUAGACUAUCCGAAGCUUGGGUUAAUGACUCGAGGAAUGACAGGAGCUGAUAUCAACAAUAUAGUAAACCAGGCUGCAUUAAGAGCUGUGUUAGAGGGACAUAAUAUAGUAACAAUGAAAGACAUUGAUUAUGCUAGAGAUAAAGUUAUCAUGGGUCCAGCAUGGAAGAAUAAGAAAAUAGAUGAGCAGACAAACUGGAACACUGCGUACCACGAGGCAGGACAUACCCUUGUAGCAUACUUUUCUAAAGAAGCUAGUCCUCUACAUAAAGUUACAAUUUUACCACGUGGCAGAUCACUAGGACAUACUGCAUUUACUGAAGAGAAGGAGAUGUACGGGUCAACAAAGGCUCAGAUGUUGGCUAGAAUAGAUGUUGCUAUGGGUGGCCGGGUAGGUGAAGAAUUGGUGCAUGGUUCGGAACAAGUUACAGAUGGUGCAUCAUCAGAUUUUCAAGGUGCCACCCAAAUAGCUACAGCAAUGGUGAAAAAAUAUGGCAUGUCAGAUAAGGUUGGUCCGAGAGUACAUUCUGAUGCUUUAAUGGAUGGGGGAAAUUCAUUUAUACAAGUGAAUGACAUCAGUCCUAGUAUGCAGCAAGUUAUAGAUUCUGAAAUAGAUAAAAUAUUAACUGAGUCCUAUAAGCGAGCUAAGGACCUACUGACAUCACAUAAAAAAGAACAUCAAUUACUUGCUGAGGCAUUAAUGAAAUAUGAGACAUUAGACAGUAAGGAAAUAAAGGAUGUGAUUGAAGGUCGACCAUUAAAACGGAUGUCAACCGGCAAAAUGUUUGACCCUAAAACUGUGAUUCCAAAGCUAAGGAAUGAUGAUACAAAAGGUGUACCGGACAUCAGAGGUGGCGAUAAAAACAAGUUAUAGAUACAUUAUAAAUUUGAUAUAUAUAAAAAAGAGAACAUACAAAUGUUCUUCCAAAGAAAUUUACAAUGGAAGGCUUUAGUGUUAAUGUUUCCGAAAUAAAUGGAACUGAGUAUGUGUAUAAACAAUACAUUUUCAUUCCGACACUUCCAUCAUGUUUGGGGAAAUGGAAGUAAAAAUGUUUUCUUUAUGUAAACCAAGGAAAAGAUGAUUGUUAUAAUUUUAAACAAGCCAUAAUGACAGUGGUUUAUGUUAUAGAAUGAAACAACAUGACUUGCCAUAAGGUGUUUUCUUGUCAGUCAUAUAUAAUAGAUAUAGUUUCUGUUACAUUGUAAACAUUAUGCAAGAUAAGCGUCUCGGACCUUUGUUACGUUUUGUGUCAAGCACACCUGUUUAAAAUGACUAUACAUCUGAACAUGAAAUGUUUGAAACAUACAGAUUAGAUGUCCUGUAAUAGAAGUGAUGAUUAUGCUGGCCUACUAUUUCGUUUGUGAUUUUUUCUUUGCAGGCCAGAAGCCAUAUCAACAAAAGAUAAUGUGAUAUCAAUAAAACUGUUUGAUAAGUUAACUAGAAAUAAUAUAUCUGUAUUAGAUCUAGUUUAAUCGUUUUAAUUGAAUUUUGAUUAGUUUUACCUAAGAAAUUCACAGGUACAUAAAUUAAGUGUUGCAUUAAUCAUGGAUAUCCUUAAAUGCAAGUAGCUAUGUUUGUAGAUCUGUGACAUUAAGAUGGAGCCAGACUAACCAACAUGUUCUCAGAAAUCAUGUGCGAUUAGUAGUCUUGUCACCUGCAGUGGAAUUUUUCUAUUAGUAACUGGUUAGUUAUCCAUUAAGCUGGUAAGAAUUAGAUAGACCGGCCUGAUUGAGAUACUGUUUACUGAACUGCUUCAAAUUAGGAACUGGAUAAAUCUGUUACACUAGUACAUGAUAUUGUUUUGAAUCAAUGAGGUGUUAAAUUUUGUUUUAUUAUAUGGAAUUAUUAUAACGCUUGUUCUAAUUGUGAAGAUAUUUUAAUGGAUAUGUAUUAUUUUUAGAUAUUUUGUAUAAUUUUAGGUAUAUUCAUUGGAAUUAAGAGGGUUAUGUAUUCUCUUAUAGUUUGUUUAAAUGAGCCGCGUCACGACAAAAGCAUUGUUAUGCGUUUGCGACCAGCAUGGAUUCAUGCUGUUUGCUUACAAACCCUAUAACAAGUAGAGAAACUGAUAGCGAACAGCAUGGAUCCUGAUCAGACUGCGCGGAUGCUCAGGCUGGUCUGGAUCCAUGCUGGUUGCAAACCUAUUAUGUUGGUUUUGUCGUGACGUGGCUCAAACUGUUUUAUUGUAACAUGGUGUUAGUAUGUCUACAUUUCCGCUAGUACUACAUACUAUAUGUACAUGUAAAAUGAUAAUGUUUGUGUGGGACCUCUAUUACUGGCAUAAUAUAGCAUGUGGCAUGUUACGUUUUUAUCAAUUUCAUUUUGUUGAGCUGUUAAAAUACAAAGUAAGUGCCUUCUUGUAGUUUAUUGUUAUAUGAUAUUUUGUCAUUUAAAUGCUUUAAUAUUUAAUCACCCAAGCUGUGGCUCUGGUGAUUAAAUACGUUUUUAGCUCACCUGUCACAAAGUGACAGGGUGAGCUUUUGUGAUCGCUUUUCAUCCGGCGUCCGUCCGUCCGUCGUCCGUCCGUAAACUUUUGCUUUAAAUGACAUCUCCUCAUAAACCACUGAGCCAAUUUCAUCCAAACUUCACAGGAAUGUUCCUUUGGUGGUCACCUUUAAAACUUGUUCAAAGAAUAUAAUUCCAUGCAGAACUCUGGUUGCCAUGGCAACCGAAAGAAAAAUCUUAAAAUAUCUUCUUUUAAACAACCCUAAGAGCUAGAGCUUAGAUAUUUGGCAUGAAUCAUCUUCUAAUGAGUGUCUACCAAGUUUGUUCAAAUAAAAGCCCUGGGGUCAAAAUUGGCCCUGCCCCAGGGGGUCAUUGAUUUUCCCUAUAUGCAUAUAGUAAAAACUUAAAAAAUAUUCUUUUAAAGAACCCAAAGAGCUAGAGCUAAGAUAUUUGGCAUGAAACAUCUUCUAGUGAGUGUCUACCAAGUUUGUUCAAAUAAAAGCCCUGGGGCCAAAAUUGGCCCCGCCCCAGGGGGUCAUAGAUUUUCCCUAUAUGCAUAUAGUAAAAACUUAAAAAAAUCUUUUUUUAAAGAACCCAAAGAGCUAGAGCUAAGAUAUUUGGCAUGAAACAUCUUCUAGUGAGUGUCUACCAAGUUUGUUCAAAUAAAAGCCCUGGGGUCAAAAUUGGCCCAGCCCGGGGGUGGGGGGGGUCAUUGAUUUUUCCUAUAUGCAUAUAGUAAAAACUUAAAAUAUCUUCUUUUAAAGAACUGUAAGAGCUAGAGCUUAGAUAUUUGGCAUGAAACAUCUUCUUGUGCAUGUCUACCAAGUUUGUUCAAAUAAAAGCCCUGGGGUCAAAAUUGGCCCCGCCCAGGGGGUCAUUGAUUUCCCUAUAUGCAUAUAGUAAAAACUUAAAAAAUCUUCUUUUAAAGAACCCAAAGAGCUAGAGCUAAGAUAUUUGGCAUGAAACAUCUUCUAGUGAGUGUCUACCAAGUUUGUUCAAAUAAAAGCCCUGGGGUCAAAAUUGGCCCCGCCCGGGGGGGGGGGGGGUCAUUGAUUUUCCCUAUAUGCAUAAAGUAAAAUCUUAAAAAAUCUUCUUUUAAAGAACCGUAAGAGCUAGAGCUUAGAUAUUUGGCAUGAAACAUCUUCUUGUGCAUGGACACAAGUUUGUUCAAAUAAAAGCCCUGGGGUCAAAAUUGGCCCCGCCCCAGGGGGUCAUUGAUUUUCCCUAUAUGCAUAUAGUAAAAAAUCUUCUUUUAAAGAACCCAAAGAGCUAGAGCUAAGAUAUUUAGCAUGAAACAUCUUUUAAUGAGUGUCUACCAAAUUUGUUCAAAUAAAGCCCUGAGGUCAAAAUUGGCACCGCCCCGGGGGGUCAUUGAUUUUCCCUAUAUGCAUAAAGUAAAAACUUAAAAAAUCUUCUUUUAAAGAACCGUAAGAGCUAGAGCUUAGAUAUUUGGCAUGAAACAUCUUCUAGGGAAUGUCUACCAAGUUUGUUCAAAUAAAAGCCCUGGGUUCAAAACUGGCCCCGCCCCAGGGGGUCAUUGAUUUUCCUUAUAUGUGUAUAGCAAAAACUUAAAAAUCUUCUUUGAAAAAACCCAAAUAGCUAGAGUUUAGAUAUUAAGCAUGAAACAUCUUUAAGUAAAUAUCUACAAAAUUUGUUCAAAUGAAAGCCCUGGGGUCAAAACUGGCCCUGCCCCAGGGGUGUCAUUGUUUUUAACUAUAUGUGUAUAGUAAAAACUUAAAAAAUCUUCUUUUAAAAAACCCAAUGAGCUAGAACUUAGAUGUUUAGCAUGAAACAUCUUCUUAUGGGUGUCUACCAAGUCUGUUCAAAUAAACAAAUAAAAGCCCUUGGGUAAAAAUUGGCAUGGGGGGAUGGGGGGGCUAUAUACAGGUGAGCGACCCCAGGGCCAUCAUGGCCCUCUUGUUUACAUGAUAUAACAAUAUAUCAUAAGAAGGUAUUAGUUAUGAGAGACGAGGGUGUUUUUAUAAGAUGACUUGUGUAUCAAACUUUAGUCUAGUCCAUCAUGUACUGUUUAUUUCAGUAUAAUGAGUUGUUUGAAUGUAACGGCUCACUUAGUUCCUGAAGAUGAACAAAUGAAGUAUAAUGGAAUGAUUAAAAGAAAGAAAAAAUAAACAGGCAUUUCUCUUUAAUACCAGUCAAUUUAAGCAACAGUAUUUUUUUAUUGAUAAUACAAAGACGUGGAUAGGAUGAGCGUUAAGAACACAGUAGGACAUUGUCUUUACCUUAUACACAUAGAAAAAAAUGGGUAAAUUUGGUGUUCUACUUUGAUAUCAGAGUGUAUCUUGUCCGGAUUGGGGUGUAAACCUCCAUUUUAUUAAUCAGUACUGGGCACUUUCUAUUUCAUAUUCGGAUCUACUGAAUCUAUUGCCUUUGACAGAGGAGUUUCUUGUGAGUCUGUAUCGCAGAGUAAUACCUUGUAGUUGUUUUUGACACCAAAUUUAUUCACCUUUGUAGAAAGUCUUGUUAACUUUUAUCAGUAGGUCAGUAUGGUCUAUGACUUGAUAUAGCAUAGUAUCAGAUGAGUAGUUUUCGUUAGAUCAAAUUGUGCCCGGUACAUGUAUACUAGCCUAAGGUAUACAAAACUAUUCAUUAUGUUUGUUAAUUGUAUGUCAUGUUUUAAUUUUGAUUGCAUUUAUGCAACAGCAUUUCACUUUGUUUUUAAUAAAAGACAUGUAAAUGGUA
This is a messenger RNA of Ruditapes philippinarum (Manila clam), 6681 nucleotides long. Its product is annotated as ATP-dependent zinc metalloprotease YME1 homolog. Gene Ontology annotation, cellular component: mitochondrial inner membrane. The transcript has 20 exons. Gene Ontology annotation, biological process: protein quality control for misfolded or incompletely synthesized proteins; mitochondrion organization. Gene Ontology annotation, molecular function: ATP-dependent peptidase activity; ATP binding; metalloendopeptidase activity. The record is from RefSeq and is a predicted model, not a curated record. The coding region runs from base 130 to 2412 and encodes 760 amino acids. Lineage: Eukaryota; Metazoa; Mollusca; Bivalvia; Venerida; Veneridae.